Alosa sapidissima (American shad) is the source of this 1238-nucleotide messenger RNA. RefSeq names its product distal-less homeobox 4b (gene dlx4b). Gene Ontology annotation, molecular function: DNA-binding transcription factor activity, RNA polymerase II-specific; RNA polymerase II cis-regulatory region sequence-specific DNA binding. Gene Ontology annotation, biological process: cell differentiation; negative regulation of transcription by RNA polymerase II; embryo development. The record is from RefSeq and is a predicted model, not a curated record. The coding region runs from base 275 to 1060 and encodes 261 amino acids. NCBI's taxonomy places the organism in Eukaryota, Metazoa, Chordata, Actinopteri, Clupeiformes, Clupeidae. The transcript is spliced from 3 exons.
ACCAGGUCAGAGUGCGCGAGCUACUUUCAAUAUUUUGAAGUUAACCAAUAUUUCACGGAGCGUAUCCCUUUAACUCGCCCCGUGAAUCCACAAAGAACUCCAAAAUAUCCACGGGAAAUACUUCAUACCGGUGUGGAUACCUGUAGCCGUUGUACGAUCUUGUGAUAAAGUAGCCUAUCUCUUCGAGAUGGAUCCGGUUCAAAUUAGCUCUCGCUAGUGGUGAACACUCGAUGCAGCUCUCCUGAACCUGUCGGUUUUAUGGACUUCACUAUUAAUGAUGUCUAUGAGCUUCAUGCCUGAUAGUUUCAAUGCGCCAGAUCCGUCCAAGUCAGCGUUUUUAGAGUUUGGUCACGGACUCCCCACGCACCAGGCGCAGCACUCGCCCGGACUAUCGCACAAUAUUUAUCCUGUUCACGGGUUGCAGCCAGGCGGACACCUGCAGCACGAUGCUCCUUUCCAAUCUGCCGCCUACUCUUAUGGUCGAUCACUGGGUUACGCUUAUCCCGGCUCGGUGAGCUCGCACACCCCGAAUGCGUACGUGCCAUAUCAGCACAGCAACCAAAACAGCACAUUGACCCAUGCGAAAGUGGAAGAGCCCGAGCGCCUCGACAAGUCGACGGUCAUUGAAAACGGGGAGAUUCGGCUGAACGGGAAAGGGAAGAAGAUUCGCAAGCCGCGGACAAUUUACUCGAGCCUCCAGCUCCAGGCGCUGCACCAGCGCUUCCAACAGACCCAGUAUCUCGCGCUGCCCGAGCGCGCUGACCUCGCGGCCAAAUUAGGGCUCACGCAGACGCAGGUGAAAAUAUGGUUUCAAAACAAGCGUUCAAAGUACAAGAAAAUCAUGAAGCACGGUUCCAUUGGACACGAGGGAGAGCACCUGCACACCACGCCGUCACUGUCUCCGUGCUCACCGGGAUUACCCCAACUCUGGGAGGUGUCCAUGGGCAAUAAAACGGCACCUAUGCACCCGGGUGCCUACAUGAACAAUUUUGCACACUGGUACCCCUCGCCGUCUCAUCAUCAUCAUUCGGAGAACGUGAACAGACCACCGAUGAUGUGACUGUGCUUUUAUCUCAGAGAUUACGAGUUGUGGUCAACACGUACAGUAUCCGGCCAUUUUGAGUGUUUUUUUUUUUUUUUUUUGUCUCUCUCACCUCUACAGUGUCCAACCCUCACUAUAGUGGCAGUUGUCGAUUGAGUUUUGCGUUGUAAAUACAUGCGUGAUUGUUGUUGUUGUU